This is a messenger RNA of Dracunculus medinensis (Guinea worm), 591 nucleotides long. NCBI's taxonomy places the organism in Eukaryota, Metazoa, Nematoda, Chromadorea, Rhabditida, Dracunculidae. The record is from the annotation of a GenBank genome assembly.
AUGGUUAAAGCGGAAGCAUUGGCUGAAAUAAGGGAGAAGAAAGCUGCAAAUCAUAUGCGAGAAUUGAAAAUCCAGAAAUUAUGUCUCAAUAUUUGCGUCGGUGAAUCCGGAGAUCGACUUACACGUGCUGCUAAGGUUUUGGAACAACUAACGAAUCAAACGCCUGUUUUCUCGAAGGCCAGAUAUACCGUUCGAUCAUUUGGUAUACGGCGUAAUGAAAAAAUUGCUGUGCAUUGCACGGUGCGAGGACCGAAAGCAGAAGAAAUUAUUGAACGCGGAUUAAAGGUUAAGGAAUACGAGUUAUAUCGGGAGAAUUUCUCAAACACUGGCAAUUUUGGUUUUGGCAUUCAAGAACAUAUCGAUUUGGGGAUAAAAUACGACCCAUCGAUCGGUAUAUAUGGUAUGGAUUUCUAUGUUGUAUUAGGACGAGCUGGAUCUCGUGUAGCAAAACGUAAACGCGCUCGAGGAAGAGUUGGCCACUCACAUCGUGUUGAAAGAGAAGAGGCUGUAAAGUGGUUCCAACAAAAGUAUGAUGGAAUAAUUUUACCACCAAAAGUGAAAGAAUUACGUCGUGGCGGAAGAAGACGUUAA